UUGGAAAUUCGCUAUUCACCCCAACGAUAAUUUUGAGUCGAUCGAAACUAUUUAUCACCCUUCGUAUGAUAAGAAUCAUAUUCUAUAGGACAUAUGACAGGUGCCUAAAUAGUUUGUGGAUUGAGUCAUGUCAACAAGAGCUGAAAAAGCUCUAAAGGCCCAGAAAGAAAAGCAUCACGCAAUUCUCAGGGAAUUGGUUAAAGCGACAUCUAACAAAACAUGCGCUGAUUGUUUGGCUAAAGGACCAAGAUGGGCUUCUUGGAGUUUAGGUGUGUUUAUAUGUAUACGAUGUGCUGGAAUACAUCGCAACUUAGGUGUUCAUAUCUCAAAAGUAAAAUCAGUUGACCUUGAUUCAUGGAGUACUGAACAAAUAGAGCACAUUUUGAAAUGGGGAAAUAAACGUGCUGCAGAAUAUUAUGAAUGUUAUUUACCAACGGAUUUCACUAGACCUCAAGGCAAUCAUGCUGUUGAAUCAUUCAUUCGAAAUAAAUAUGAGAAAAAGUUAUACAAGAAGAAAGAUGGCGAGCCUGAGCCUAACCCUACUACAAGAUUAGAUAAACUUGGAGGGACCAGUGCACCUGCAGAGAAAGAAAACAAGGCACAAUCACAGAAUCCCAGUAGAAGACGAGAAAGACCAGAAAAGAAAGUAGUUGAAGAGAAACCCAACAACACGAUCUUAACAAUGGCUUCUCAAAAUCAAGCCACAGAAAAUCCUGCAUCUGCAGCAAAACUGUCAGUUGCACAUCAUCAAGUAAAGAGCUCCUCGAUGAAUGAUUUGUUGUCCUUGGAUCAUCCUGGACCAACCACACCAGAUGUAAAACCAUCUGCAAGCAGUAAUGAUUUACUCAACUUCGGCUUAUUUUCUGAUCCCGUUCCUACGCAACAAGCACCAGAUCCGUUUCAGUUGAAUGAUCAGUCAAAUAGUUUACUGCAAACUCACAGUACAAACGACCCAUUUCAAAAUAGUGAAGUAAAAAACGAAUCGCCAAAAUCAACAAAAGAAUCUAUAAUGUCGUUGUAUUCGAGUGGGAACACUGGUCAACAGAAAAUGUUUGGUGUACCAGGUGGUGUCUAUAUGAAUCAACAACAAAUGCCUUCACAACAAAUGUACGCAGGAUACCCUCAGAAGACUAUGCCCAACCAGAUGACGCAUAUGAACGCACAAAUGCAGCACAUGAAUUUAAAUACUGGUCCCCAAAUGCACAUGAUGCAACAGCAAAAUCAGCAACAAACAGGCUUUGGUCAGCAAGGAGGUUAUAACCAACUAGGGUACAAUCAAGGUUUUAACCAACCUCAAGGUAAUUACAAUCAACGAUUUAAUGCGGCGAACCAGUUCACCCAGCAAGGUUACAACACAAAUAUGUACGGUAAUGUGAUGAAUCAGCAAGUGGGAGGGUUUAAUCGUCCAUCCUUCCCAAGCAACAUGCAACAAAGUCAUGUAGGUAACACGAUGGGAAAAAAUGUAAUGGGGAACACUGCUUGGUCAGCUAACCAAAACUUGUCUGGAGGAAUGGCGCAACAACAACAGUUACGGGCUAACGGUAAUGUGUCGAUGAACUUUAAUAUGAAUAGUGGAAUGAAUAGUAUGGGACAUACAAUGAAUAAUCAACUGUGGAAUUAACUAAUUGUAGCUUAAUUUCGUUAAGGUUAUAAAUUAUUGCGGGCAGUAAUAAUUGUAGCAUAGAUAUUUGCAGUUUUCGACUUCGCUAAGGAUUUUACGACAAAUUAUUUUGAGAGCUCAGUGUCAAUUUUCAGUUAUUUUUGCGGUUUGAGGGUUUGCUAAGGAUUUUGUUACAAUUUGAGAUUUCAGUCAAUUUGCUGUUUGUAACUGUUUUCGAACGCCUAUUCGUGUUUAAAAUAUAUUUGCGUAUCGAAACAUUAACAGCACUUUUUGCAUGAACUGACAUAAAUUAUGUCAAUUAUGCACAAACUGACAUAAAUUAUGUCACAAUAAUUCAUAUAUUAAUUUUUGUCCGCAAUACUUUACAGCCUUUUAAUGUUAAUUUUACGCAAAGUUGUAUAGUGAAGUGAAUUUCAAACCCAUCCAAUGAUAAUUCUCUUUUCCUGCAUAUCAUUUAUUAUUUUUAGAUUUUAAUCCCCCUAUUAUGUUUGCAUUUUAACCUGAUUUUUGUAGCAUUUUACUUCAUUGUUAUUUUCCAUCGAUAAUCAAUAUUUUUUUUUGAUCAAACGUUUUUGUUGUUAGCCUAAAGUGAACGUGUGAACAAUUUUAGCGGGUUUAUUGAGACGAACUUGAGAAGCACUAACAUUGUUAUAUAUUUCUUUAAAUUUGUAAAUUUCGAUUGGUUGCAGGGAAAUGAAUGUUAAAUUUCAUAGA
Molecule: messenger RNA, 2335 nt
Organism: Hydractinia symbiolongicarpus
Lineage: Eukaryota; Metazoa; Cnidaria; Hydrozoa; Anthoathecata; Hydractiniidae
Product: stromal membrane-associated protein 1-like
Exons: 9
Coding region: 128-1621 (497 amino acids)
Molecular function (GO): GTPase activator activity; metal ion binding
Source: RefSeq, a predicted model, not a curated record